AUAGCUGAGCGAUCGAGAAUGGUGGCGAUGACAGUUGCGAUCGUGAAAAUCUAGAAAAAGAUGUCUUUCUGUGAAACUUGUCGGGAGACUGUUCAAUUUUACGAAAGUGAUGGGUUGUUUUACUGUAGUCAGUGUGAUGGCCAGUCUGAGACCAUGCAGGUGAUGGAGUACUCUCAUUUUGAGAGUCAACCAAGCCAGAGUAGUUACACUAUGAGAGCAAGAACCAUCAAAAGAUCAACAGCUUCUAAAACCAAGGUUCCCAAGCCAGACGAAACACCAGAUGAACCUGGAGAAGAAGAUGACACCUGGUCGUUUGCCGAGGUCUUCCAGCUAAUCCUCAAGAAACAGGUCGACGCCCUCAUCAAACUGGGUAUCACAAAUAAACUCAAGGAAGUGGUGGAGGUGAUGUGGUUUCGAUAUCUUCGAAAUUCAAAAUGGGCUUUUGUCCCGAAACAAUCGAACCGACUGCAACUGAAAGGCAAGAAUGGAAAAUCCGGGAAAAAGAAAAAUUCAACCUUGAACAAGGAUGAACAGGAAGAAGUGGACAUGGUAUGUACUAUGUUUAUCAGGUCGAUUCCUUGACCGGCUUUCAUAUGAUUUUUCCUCCAAGUGCGAAAUAUGUCCGCUCAAUAUUGCACAUUUGGCAUUUGAUUGUUGUCAGAUGUCAUUUCUGAGCUCGGUAAAAUAUGGACGCAUCGUGGUCUUGUGGUUUUGAUUCUCGCCCUUUAAGCAGAGGGUUGUGAGUUCGAAUCCUAGCCAUGGCGUGUUUUCCUUCAGCAAGAAAUGUAUCCACACUGUGCUGCACUCGACCCAGGUGAGAUGAAUGGGUACCCGGCAGGAUUAAUUCCUUGAAUGCACUGAGCGCCGGUGAUGGUAGCUCGAGCUAAAGCUUUGGUAAUAAUAGCAGCGCUUUGUAUCCUCAGGCAAAAAGCGCUAUAUAAAAAAAGCUAUUAUUGUUAUUAUUAUAUAAUUCUCUGUGAAUAGUAUACAAAUAAUGCAUGCAGCCGAGUGCGUUAGUGGAAAUGCAGAGCACGCGAGGUUUCUUUAGAUAGGAGUCGCACUUUGCACGAGCCGCUUGCGGCGAGUGCCCAGUGUGCUCCAUCUGAAGAAACUAAUACAGCUAUUUUAUAAUAUUCAAAUAAUGCUCAAAUAUCUUAUACUUCAGCUGUGGCCAAUAUACGAGGGGAAGAGUUGGGGGGUCAAUGUUUGACAUUUGACAUCAGUUGAUAAUAUUUUCCAGAUUACAUUUGUGAGUUGGAUUGCAGUAAGGGGAUAAAUGUCUUAGCUGCAUGAACUUAUCUCACAGAUUUCACUGGUAUUUUUUUAACAAGGUUCAUAAUCUGAAACAAAAAAAGAAAGAAUUGUUUUUAUGUCAUGAGGGGUAAUAUAUUUACCAAUUAUCUAUUUUCUGAACAAUAUUUCAAUAUCUUGAUCAUAUAAUACAACCAUUGCAAGUUACUUCUGUGACUCGCAAUUCGUAUUAGAUCAAGUCAUUCAUAACUAUCUUGGAAUGAAAACUAAUAUAAUCUCCUCCAUCGAAAGAGAACAGAGUAAACAUACAUUCACACCAAAAUAUUUAUGUUUCCAGCAUCCAAUAAUGUUAGUUCAGAGAUAGACCAAUGGAAAUAAAGUUAAACUGGACUUAACAUGAUGUUGCCGAGUGCUGAGUCCCACUAUGUCUGAAUGGGACUUGAAUCUUUGUGGCAGGAAGUCGUUCUGAUUAUUCUCAUUAUUGGUUACCAACGAGCUGGCCUGGGUCCAGGUCAGCCAUUAGUGUAUUCCUUAGGAUGAAGAGGCUCUCAAAUUGAUCUCAUUACCUGUAUUGCUAAUGAAUGUGAUUUACCACUUAGAGAUGGUCACUGAAUGAAAGUUCCGUCCACGUGUAUAUGUGGACAUUGUUCACAACAAGUAUUCAGUGUGGGUUUAUUACACUGAUAUUUCUCCCUAGAGAUUGAAUAUUUAUAUUAUACUGGAUAUAUAUUCCAAAAGUUCGGGAAAAUAUUCCACGAGUCGCAGAUGAGUCGAAUAUUGGCCCUAACGAGCGGAAUAUUUCUGGUAUUUCAUGAAAUAAAGCCAUCUAAUAUAAUCAUUAUCAUCUAUCCCACCCCCCCCCC
Molecule: messenger RNA, 2114 nt
Organism: Lytechinus pictus (painted urchin)
Lineage: Eukaryota; Metazoa; Echinodermata; Echinoidea; Temnopleuroida; Toxopneustidae
Product: TATA box-binding protein-associated factor RNA polymerase I subunit B-like
Exons: 5
Coding region: 61-582 (173 amino acids)
Biological process (GO): nucleolar large rRNA transcription by RNA polymerase I; RNA polymerase I preinitiation complex assembly
Cellular component (GO): RNA polymerase transcription factor SL1 complex; RNA polymerase I core factor complex
Molecular function (GO): RNA polymerase I core promoter sequence-specific DNA binding
Source: RefSeq, a predicted model, not a curated record